AUGUCUGGUAAGCAGUACUCUUGGUCCGAGUUGGCCAAACAUAACACUGAAGAUGACUGCUGGGUAGCCAUCGACGGAAAGAUAUACGAUAUAACCAAAUGGGUACCAGAACAUCCAGGUGGAAAGGAGAUAUUGUUGUUGUCUGCUGGACGUGAUGUUACCAACUUGUUUGAGAGCUAUCACCCAAUGUCUGAUAAGCCACAAGCGAUAAUUGGCAAAUACCAGGUGGGAGUGUUGUCCUCGAUGGAGCACCCCAAGUACGUUGCAAAGAGCAAGUUCUACUCGUCGCUGAGGGAGCGCGUGCGCGCACACUUCAAGGCCACGCAGCAGGACCCACAGAUGUCCGUGUCGAUGGUGACACGUCUGUCCUUUGUCGUGCUGCUCGACAUUGUCGUCUACCUGAUGGCCCACUACCUCACCUCCAACUUUGCCCUCAACUGUCUGCUCGCCCUCAUGUUUGGCGUGUCGCAGGCUUGGCUCGCCAUGCACAUGAUGCACGACGCCAGUCACGCUGCCGUCUCGCACAACCCACUCGUCUGGAAGGCCUUGGGCGCCUUCUUCAACUUUGUGACCGGUGCCUCCUUCUUUGCCUGGAAUCACCAGCACGUCAUUGGCCACCACCUCUACACUAACGUCCGUGGCGCUGACCCCGAUGUCGGCGAGGGCGAGGUCGACUUCCGUGUUGUCACACCAUACCAGCGCCGCGAGUGGUACCACAAGUACCAGCACAUCUACGCGCCAAUCCUCUACGGACUGUACACAAUGAAGACCCGUCUGCAGGACGUCGAGGCUUUCAUCAGACACUUCAACGGCCCCAUUCGCGUCGGCCCACCAACCACCUUUGACACGACCUCCUAUCUGGUCGGCAAGGCUUCGUUCAUCAUUUUCCGUUUCAUCCUGCCCCUGCAGUACCACUCGGUCGCCGAUCUGGCCGUCUUCUUUGUGUUGGCCGAACUGAUGCACGGCUGGUACCUGACCAUCAACUUCCAGGUGUCGCACAUUGCCGACGACCUGACUUUCUACGCCACCCCAGACAAGCCCGAGGAGCCAAGCCAGUUCGAGGAGGACUGGGCCAUCUCCCAGAUGAAGACCACCCAGGACUAUGGCCACGGCUCGAUCGCCUGCAACUUCCUGUCGGGAGGACUCAACCAUCAAGUCGUUCACCAUUUGCUGCCAUCAAUCUCGCAGGACUACUAUCCACAGUUGGUGCCCAUCCUCAAGGAGGUGUGCCAAGAGUUUGGCGUCAAGUACCACUUUAAGGCCAACUUCACCGAGGCCAUCAAGUCACAUAUCAACUACCUCUACCGUAUGGGCAAUGACCCAGACUAUGUCAGACAGCCAAUCAACAGCAAGAAGACAAAGUAA
Messenger RNA from Acytostelium subglobosum LB1, 1365 nucleotides. RefSeq lists its product as hypothetical. The record is from RefSeq and is a predicted model, not a curated record. Gene Ontology annotation, biological process: lipid metabolic process. Gene Ontology annotation, molecular function: oxidoreductase activity, acting on paired donors, with oxidation of a pair of donors resulting in the reduction of molecular oxygen to two molecules of water. Gene Ontology annotation, cellular component: membrane. Bases 1 to 1365 code for a protein of 454 amino acids. NCBI's taxonomy places the organism in Eukaryota, Evosea, Eumycetozoa, Acytosteliales, Acytosteliaceae. The transcript is spliced from 2 exons.